Molecule: messenger RNA, 615 nt
Organism: Alternaria arborescens
Lineage: Eukaryota; Fungi; Ascomycota; Dothideomycetes; Pleosporales; Pleosporaceae
Exons: 2
Coding region: 1-615 (204 amino acids)
Source: RefSeq, a predicted model, not a curated record
AUGCCGGACCAACUCAAGGCUAGCGAGGUCAACUCCAAGACCGACCCCUCGGUCGCGAAGCAGUAUGACGACGAGACGCCCAAGGAUCAGCAGAUCAAACAAUUCUUUGAAAUGGUAGAUGGCAAGAAGAUUUGCAUGCUGAACACAUACCGCAAUGGUGUCGGCCCUGUUGGUCGCUCCAUGGCUCUCGCCCGCCGCGACGGUCCCGACUUCCUGUUCCUCUCCAACGCACACUCGCAAAAGUUCAACGACCUGGACCAAAAUAAGGAGGUCCAGAUCUCCUUCCAAGACCUUAAGACUCAGGAAUGGGCUUCUAUCACCGGCACUGCCACAACAACAGACAACAGCGACCCUCGCAUCAAGGAGGUAUGGAGCCGCGGAGCUGCCGCAUGGUUUGGUGACCUCGGUGACGGAAAGCACACUGGCGGGCCUGAGGAUCCUCGCAUGACGUUGAUUGAGAUCAAGAGCAAGUACGUAUCGUACUAUGUGACAGAAGUCGGCCUUUUGGGUUAUGCAAAGGAGAUUAUUGCUGCGAACGUUACAGGUGGGGUCGCAAAUACAGGCAAGCUUAGGGAGCUCAAGGAGGCGGAUUUGGAAAAGGCACGGUCCAUGUAA